Molecule: messenger RNA, 2462 nt
Organism: Trichoderma asperellum CBS 433.97
Lineage: Eukaryota; Fungi; Ascomycota; Sordariomycetes; Hypocreales; Hypocreaceae
Cellular component (GO): microtubule; cytoplasm; membrane
Molecular function (GO): GTP binding; microtubule binding; GTPase activity
Source: RefSeq, a predicted model, not a curated record
GCCAGACAAACCGACAGCCUGAAGAUUAAUUAGACCCUAACAAACCAUGACUAUAUCCGCACAGAGCAAAACUGACCCUGCAGAUGGCAAGUUUAGCCAUCUGCGAAGUGCUAAAUCUAGCCACCGUUUGAACCAAAUCGAAAAGAUUAGGGCUCACGGUGUCGGAGAUUUGGUAGCUUUGCCGCAGCUGGUCGUAUGCGGAGACCAGUCGGCAGGGAAGAGCUCGGUCUUGGAGGGCAUAACAGGCAUACCGUUUCCACGACAGGAGGGACUUUGCACGAGGUUUCCUACCGAAAUCACUCUUCGCCAUACAGAGAGCGAGACAGUUACUAUUACUGCCAGUAUCAGACCUCAUGGUUCACGGGCGCCAGAGGUUCAGCAGACACUUGCUGCUUACCGCAAAGAAGUCGCGGAUAUGUCAGAGCUCCCCGAUAUUAUCCAAGAAGUCUCACGUUUAAUGAACAUUCGUGGGUACUCAGACAACAAUGACGGAUAUGCUUUCGCACCAGACGCCCUUCGCAUAGAGGUAGCCGGUUCUAUUGGCUUACAUCUCAGCGUGGUGGACUUGCCAGGACUGAUAUCCGUUGCAAACGAAGAACAAACCGAAGAAGACGUGGAAGCCGUUCAUAGCAUGGUUACUGGCUAUCUUCAGAAUUCAAGAACAAUAAUUCUUGCUGUUCUCCAAGCAGGUAACGAUAUGGCAAAUCAACCCAUUAUCAAACUAGCUAGGAGCCAUGAUACUUUAGGCCAACGAACUGUUGGAAUUAUUACAAAACCUGAUUUGAUCAACCAAGGUACUGAAGCCAAACUUGCACUUGUGGCUAAAAAUCAAGACAACAUCAAACUCAAACUGGGAUUUUUCCUAUUGAAGAAUCCUAGCCCUUCAGAGCUCAAAAACGGGUUGACGAUGAGGGAGCGUUCUAGUCGUGAGCUGCGCUUCUUCUCAAGCGCUUCUUGGGUUGACCAAAAUCUUGACAUGAAUAGAGUUGGGGCGGAAAAGCUUCGAAUAUUCCUCCAAGACCUACUCGAUACACAUAUAGAGAGAGAGCUGCCUAAAGUACGAGAAGAAAUCAAGAAGCUGUUAGUUGUGACGGAACUUGAGCUGAAAUCCAUGGGAGAUGCUCGACCUACCAUUGAUCUAAUCAGGACUUUCCUCACCAGCCUGAGCAUGCGAUUUUAUGAACUUUUGCAAGCGGCCCUUGAUGGCAACUAUUAUAGUAUUGACGCAGCAUUCUUCUUGGGGAGUGAAAGCUCCAGAUUACGAGCCAGUAUACAAAAAAUGAACACGUCAUUCGCAAAUCAUAUGAGAAAUUCCGGACAGAAGCGAAAGAUGACAACCGAUCUCGAACCUAACCGCUCGGUUCCCGAGGUAAAAGAUCCAAAGAAUCAUGAACCGGCCUACGAUAUGUCCCAGAUUUUAGUUAGUAGGAAGGGGAUGAUACAGUGGGUGAAGCAGGUCUAUUCACGUACCAGAGGAAAAGAGCUCCCUGGGAAUUACAAUUCCGCGCUUUUGGCUGAACUCUUUCGAGAACAGUCGAGUCGGUGGCCGGAUAUUGCUGAGACACAUAUUCACAGUAUUCUAAAGACAGUGACUCAGUGGAUCCAGCUUGCAGUGGAACGGUUGAUUCCCGAUGACAACAUGCGCAGCCAAAUUCACAUCAUUUUGCAAGAAUGGCUUGAGCACACAGAAAGGGUCGCAUUAGAAGAGUUGGAAAAACUUAUUGCAGACGAACAACGCACCCCCCUAACUUACAACCAUUAUUAUACAGACAACGUCCAGAAAUAUCGACUAGACACGCAAAAACAAGCUGUACAGAAAGCAGUUCAGGCAGAGCACGAUCUCCAUGGGAAGCUUCACAUAAGUAAUGUUUCUGUUGAUAUAGAGAAAUUUAUUGCUGCAAUUGGGUCUCGUAUCACGGUAGAUAUGGAUGAGCAGGCGUGUAAUAACGCCAUCACAGAACUACAAGCAUACUACAAGGUGGCAAUGAAGACAUUCGUUGAUAACGUGGCGCGACAAGUUAUUGAACGACAUAUAAUAGCACCACUCCCAGGUGCAUUCUGUCCAAAUUCCGUCUCUCAGCUUUCUGAUGAAGACUUGCUCCGAAUCGGCUCUGAGUCAGCGAAACAAAUUGCUAGGCGAGAAAAGUUGGCUGCACAGGCUCAAGGCUUGAAGAAAAGUCUAAAAGAUCUACAAAAGCCCGUAUGACGUUAUGACUGGCGGUCUUUGAGUGUAUAUUUAUAUCCUUUUUGCUCUAAAUUCGCCGUGUUUUUCUUUGUUUAUGUGAUGAUAUGGGUUCUUUUAUCUGCUUGAUAGUGAUUUUUUUUUGGAGUUGUCGGACUGUAAUAUCGAUUCAGUUAGGUGCCUACUUCUCAGCUCUGGUUUUCCCAUUGGGUUUUCCCAAAGCUUUAACGUGAAUACGGAGGAGUUGUAAUAGAAUAUUUUCAAGAAAAUUCAAGACCAA